UGCCGCUUCACAUACGCUGGCAAAAGUCAGUGCAUGCGAAGACGUAGCUUGAUCAACCAUUGGGCAACAUAUUCCCUGCGUUGUCAUCUACUUAGCAUACUCACCUCAUGAAGUCUCUCGUCCGAUGCGCCCUGGGCGCCUUAUUGUAUAGCACUGUUGCGCUCGCAGCUAGUUGGAGCUUCGAGGAUGCUUCCAUAUCAGUCUCAGGCAAGGCAGCUGGAGUCGGUGGUGCAUCGAAGGAGAAGUUGUCGCCCAAUUCUCCUUUGACGUCGCCAUUGGCGCUGCCGGCCGCAGACUCACUCAAGGUCAUCCUCACAACAACCGAAGGCUCCACGGGAAAGAGAGCGCACCAGGCAUUCCUGACAUUGCACGAGCCCACGACCGGGUUGGAAGAAUCAUUUCCAUUCAGUGUGAAGGAGAAUGGAAAGGGCAAGGUAGAAGUGACGCAGAAAGACCUCCCAUUCCAAUUCCUCACAAGCACUCAGCCACUCAAGGCAUCUUUGGUCAUCGCCUCCUUUGGCUCUUCGACUCCGUAUAACCAGCAUGCCUUCGACCUGAGCAUUGAGACGGAUGCUGCGGCGGCCCCAGCUGUCCCUUCACCGCCGGAGCGAUACACCAGCCAGCCCGAAAUCCGCCACAUGUUCAAAGCCGACCCACGCUCACCUCCUGCGGUCAUCAGUCUGGUGUUUACGCUUGCUGUCUUGGCUGCCUUGCCUGCGCUGCUGGGUGCAUGGCUUUUGCUUGGAGCGAACCUUGACCACAUCGGCAAAGCCUUCAAUGCCAGCCCUGUCGCGCAUGGUCUGUUCUUCGGUAGCAUCAUAGCCAUGGAGGGCGUGUUCUUCUUGUAUUAUACCGUUUGGAACUUGUUCCAGGCGUUGCCGGCCGUAUUGGCUGUCGGCGUUGUGGGGUAUGUAAGUGGAAGCAGAGCGUUGACGGAGGUGCAGGACAGGCGCCUGGCUGGCGAGCGGUAGACCACAGGCCGUAGAUGGCCAUCGACGAGUGUACCAUGUUCGUGACAAGCGCCGCACACGGCCUUCGUGAGCGUACCGUGUCAUACACUUAACCGAGCAUGACGAAUUCGCGGGCCAUAGUAACGAGGGCAUGCUAAGAAGUACAAGGCCUAGUCCAAGACCUAGUUCAGAGACCAUUACGCGCAAAUGCUUGUGCCUCUACUGAUCUUGUCUCGAAAACAUCAACUCAGGAUCUGGAUCAUCUUCGCUCCCUUCUCGAGAGACCGGCCGCAAUCGCGCCGUGUCGAAGCUUUUGUCCAGCUCAUGUAUCGUGUUAUCUUCCUCUUCCGCACGGUCGUUCCCGUUGGAAGCAUUCGUGGGGUCGUGAAGAUCGCGGGUAGAAGCAGAUUCAGGAGUCACACCAAGCACGUUAUGC
Molecule: messenger RNA, 1386 nt
Organism: Baudoinia panamericana UAMH 10762
Lineage: Eukaryota; Fungi; Ascomycota; Dothideomycetes; Mycosphaerellales; Teratosphaeriaceae
Exons: 3
Coding region: 108-971 (287 amino acids)
Biological process (GO): protein N-linked glycosylation
Cellular component (GO): oligosaccharyltransferase complex; membrane
Source: RefSeq, a predicted model, not a curated record